CCCGGGGGAUUAACGUGAGGUGGGCGCGUCGCGGGCCGCCAUUUCUCCGCGUCUCCUGAGGAGCUGCCCCCCGCAGCCUCGCUCGGGCCGUCUCCGGUCGGGUCGCCGGCGCCCCGCGCCCCCUUCGUCGCCGCACUGCCGCCCCCAGCCCAGAGACAAAAAUGCUGAGUUUCUUGCGUAGAACGCUUGGGCGUCGGUCAAUGCGUAAACAUGCUGAGAAGGAACGACUCCGAGAAGCUCAGCGAGCUGCCACCCACAUUCCUGCAGCUGGAGAUUCGAAGUCCAUCAUCACGUGUCGGGUGUCCCUCCUGGAUGGGACUGAUGUCAGUGUGGACUUGCCGAAAAAAGCCAAAGGACAAGAGCUGUUUGAUCAGAUUAUGUACCACUUGGACCUAAUUGAAAGUGACUAUUUUGGACUGAGAUUUAUGGAUUCCGCACAAGUAGCACAUUGGUUGGAUGGUACAAAAAGCAUCAAAAAGCAAGUAAAAAUUGGCUCACCCUAUUGUCUGCAUCUUCGAGUUAAAUUUUAUUCCUCAGAACCAAAUAAUCUUCGUGAAGAACUAACCCGGUAUUUAUUUGUUCUUCAGUUAAAACAAGAUAUUCUCAGUGGAAAAUUAGAGUGUCCUUUUGAUACAGCAGUUCAGUUGGCAGCUUAUAAUCUGCAAGCUGAACUUGGUGACUAUGAUCUUGCUGAGCACAGUCCUGAACUUGUAUCUGAGUUCAGGUUCGUGCCCAUUCAGACUGAAGAGAUGGAGCUGGCUAUUUUUGAGAAAUGGAAGGAAUGCAGAAGUCAGACACCAGCACAAGCUGAAACCAAUUAUCUGAAUAAAGCCAAAUGGCUAGAAAUGUAUGGGGUUGAUAUGCAUGUGGUCAAGGCUAGAGAUGGGAAUGACUAUAGCUUGGGACUAACCCCAACAGGAGUCCUUGUUUUUGAAGGAGAGACCAAAAUUGGCUUAUUUUUUUGGCCCAAGAUAACCAGAUUGGAUUUUAAGAAGAAUAAAUUAACCCUGGUGGUUGUAGAAGAUGAUGAUCAGGGCAAAGAGCAGGAGCAUACAUUUGUCUUUAGACUGGAUCAUCCCAAAGCGUGCAAACAUUUAUGGAAGUGUGCUGUGGAGCACCAUGCCUUCUUCCGCCUCCGAGGCCCCGUCCAGAAGGGUUCCCAUCGAUCGGGAUUUAUUCGACUAGGAUCACGAUUUAGAUAUAGUGGGAAAACUGAGUAUCAGACCACAAAAACCAAUAAAGCAAGAAGAUCAACAUCCUUUGAAAGAAGACCCAGCAAACGAUAUUCUCGACGAACUCUACAAAUGAAAGCAAGUACAGCAAAACCUGAAGAACUCAGUGUCCAUAAUAGUGUUUCAACUCAAAGUAAUGGCUCCCAACAGGCUUGGGGAGUGAGAUCUGCUCUGCCUGUGAACCCUUCCAUUCCCUCUGGUCCUGUGCUGGUGGAGGUAGAGAAUCUUCCCAGGAGUACUGGAACAGACCAGCGUGACAGGAAAUGCUUGGCUCUGAAUAUUGAUUUGCUAGAUAGUCCAGACUUAUUGGAAACAACCAUUGAUGAUGUAAUUGGGGCACCCGACCCUAUGGAGACGUCCCAAGCGCCAGAUGAUAUUAACAUAGCCGCUGGGCAAACUGGAUUAGAGGAACCCGAAGUUGAAUGUGGGACAUUAAAAGAUGCCUCAGAGAAGCUCAAACACCUUGAGAUGGAAAACAGUCCAUUGCUGUCCUCUCGUCCCAACAUUGAUGUUAAUAUCAACAACCAGGAGGAAGUGGUGAAGUUGACUGAGAAAUAUCUUAAUAAUGCCAUUGAGAGCCCAGGAUUGAAUGUCAGGAGACUUCCUCCUGACUUGAAGAGUAACAUUUUGAAGGCUCAAGUAGAAGCAGUGCACAAGGUUACAAGAGAAGGUAGCUUAUUAAGUCAUAAAAAUGCCAAAGGUCAGGAUGCUGCCACCAACAGUGCUGUAUUCAAUGAGAGUAAUGUGCCCCUCCUUGAAGAUUCUCUUGCUCUGAUGCAUACCACACCUGCAGAGAAUGGUUCUGUUCUAAAGGAUGCUACAGAUGAAUUGGAUGCCUUGCUUUUAUCUCUAACUGAGAAUCUAAUUGAGCACACAGUCACACCUCAGGUAUCUUCAGCCUCCAUGAUCAUACCCCGGUGGAUUGUGCCACAGAGCACAGUCCUUCCUGAUGGACUUGUGGGAAAGGGACCGUCCUUGGCAGGGAAGGAGGGACGUGGUGACAGAGAGGUGGUCUCGCUGGUCUCUCCCCCGGCACCGUUCUUGGUGGACGCUGUGACCAGCCCUGCUCCAACCUUGGCCGAAGAAGCCGUCUUGAAGCAGAAGUGUUUACUGACGACUGAGCUCUAAGGGAUGGCCUCUUGGCCACCUGUAACUGGAAUGCCUAGCGCUCUCCAGCAGUCCGUCCUGGAAUCAGGUUCCACUGGAAUAUGUUGGAUUCAGGAGCUUGUCUGUUACUUGUGGGUAAAAACGUUCACCUACAUUUGACUUCAACUCCAUGAAAAAACAGCUACAUUUUCCGUCCAACUGGAAGGGUGUAAUUAUGCUACAUGUUUGCCCAAAUGAGGGUAUCUGGUCUUUUGCUUUCUAUAGUUUUAUUAAAGUUGUAAAUUCCUGAAACAAGGGAAUUACUUUCCCUGUGGUUUCCUUCAAACCCUUGGCUCCACCUAGUGGUUGUAAUUGUUCAGGAUGCCUUCGUAGCUAGGCCGUCUCUGGUGUCAACAGCCUUGUUCUCUCUCUCUAGUUAUCAGGUUGAGUGUCCUUCCUCUCAAGCCCUGUUAGAGAAACUGCAUUUUUCAUGCAUUACCUGGAAAUAAAGAAUUUAGGGAAUUAAUGAGGGCAAUGUGUAGGUAUUAAGGGCUAACUUUUUUAUAAUUAGAAUACUAAAGAGAAGUUUAGAAUACAGAGGGUUUUCAAAUGUCUCCCAUUCUUUUGACUUCUCACUGGACUGGCUAUCUUAAUACUUCAAGUUGACAUAAAGGUAAGAUAAACCUUGAGAAGAACUACAGAGAAAUCAAGUGGGCGUUGUAUUUUUUCAGCCUUGCCUUCCCACAGGGAGCACUGACUUGCACCACACACAUAUUCUGUGACUUUUCAGCCUGGAAGGAGCCAGGGUAGGUUCGAGAGACCCUGGGCCGUUUCCCACACAUGCCUACACUUCUUCCUGAGCAGGCCGGGGGCGCAGGCCUUUCUAGGCUCAGGCCCUGACGGAGCAGCACAACACUGUCUGUGGCUUUAGUGCUCCACACGGUACCUGUUUGCACAUAGGCUCCGUUUCCUUUUAGUAUAAAUUUUGAGCUUGUAAAAUGAAGAAAACAAAACAAAAAUGCCAGGACAGAAAUAGGGAGUCAGGGUGGGGGCAUUUUGUUUCUUGAACACCUACUGUGUCCGAAACUGUACACAACACACUGAAAGAGCUCACAUCUCACACUACAUUAGGAAUUGUGUGUUAAAGUUCUCUAGAAUUUCCACAUCACUUUUGGUCUGUAUAGAAAAAUUCUGGACAUUAAAGUAGUAAAUACUCAUUAUAGAAAAUAGAGAAAAGUAUAAGAAUAACCAUUCACGAUCUCAACACCCAGAAAAACACUGUUUUAGCUUUAAAACUUUAGAAUGCAUAAGGUAGACCUCAGUUGCUGUUGGAAGUGAGGACGACGUGGAAACCAUGUGGGUAAAGCCACUGUUAAUCCCUGUUAUUCAAGACUGAUGUUAUACUGUUCCUCGUGGAAUUUGCUUUUUAGUUUUCUGUCCUGUGAUGUGUGUAUAAUUGAGUGUUAAUGUAUGUGGCUCAGCGUAAAAGAACAGCCAGUUUUAUGAUCUUUAAAAUUCCAUGGUUUGGACUAUCCUGGGCUCCCUUUAGCAUAAUCAUGUGCUCAGGCAAACACACGCAAGUGUCUGACUGGAAAGCUGAGGAAUUUUAAUCCUGUGCUGUUUCCCAGGGAGCUGUGCAGACUGGAAACCACUUUUGCACAAAACUAUUUUGCUGAAGGAAAGAAAGUUGGCACUUCUUGCUGGCUGCCUCCCCUUAGCCAUUGUGCUAAGCUGGUAGAUUUCACUGGUGGAGCUCUUGCCAAUUCUUAAUUGUAAAACAAAUUUUCCAGCAGCUGUACGGGACACCCCGAACCAGGGGCUUGACCCAGGACGUGUUGGACUGGACAUCACGUUUUCAGUGUCCUGACAACCCUAGAUGCACUGAAAGGUUAGGUUGUGCUUCCAACCACAAAGCAGCGAGGGCAUUACUAGCUUGGAAAGCCUGAAUUUCCCAUCUAGUUUAGGAGGUAGCACCAUCCUCCUUUUAAACUUCCUAGAAUUUAGGAAUUAAGUUGUUGAGAAUAUUCUAUAACCUUUGUGUCUUCAGGUACCUGUGUUCUUGCCACUCAGAAUAUUGCUAGGGACUUUCUUAAAAUUCACUUAAGUCUCAAGCUAAAAGGAAAUUUUGUCUCAUGUUCUGACAUGAAGUGGUAAACAUGGAAAUUAAUACUUUAACAGGGACUUGGCCCUGACAGAUUAGAGACCUGUUAGGUGUAACUUUCCUGUCAUAUCUGCUGCUGGUGCCAUCUCUGAGCUGAUGUAAACCUCAUCUUGU
Messenger RNA from Equus quagga, 4593 nucleotides. RefSeq names its product erythrocyte membrane protein band 4.1 like 5 (gene EPB41L5). Gene Ontology annotation, cellular component: cytoskeleton. The record is from RefSeq and is a predicted model, not a curated record. Gene Ontology annotation, molecular function: cytoskeletal protein binding. NCBI's taxonomy places the organism in Eukaryota, Metazoa, Chordata, Mammalia, Perissodactyla, Equidae. Bases 162 to 2360 code for a protein of 732 amino acids. The transcript has 25 exons.